AUGAGGUCAUUAUUGUUAUUAGCGGCGGUUUGCUGCUUAUUUAUUGCAGCGAACUGUAGCCCUAUCCCCAAGGCCGAAGAGGAACAGGCGAAGGAGGUAGGAAGGCAGGCCGCACAACCAGCGCCGGCUCCCGCUGCAUCUGACGAUGAUGACGAUGACGAAGACGAUGAUGAUGACAUUGGUGAUAUAGCAGGCGACGAUGAUGAUGAUGAUGACGACGACGAAGAUGAUGAGGAAGACGAAGCAGAAGACGAUGAUGAUGAAGAUUACUUGGAGAGGUUCUUCGACGAUAUAUUAGGAGGUGGUGAAGAUGAAGACGAUGACGAUGAGCCCGCAGCUGCACAGCCAGUUGUAGCUGCAGUCGAUACUGUGGCCGCUGCUCCAGCCCAAGCUGCAACCGCUUCAGUAGAAGAAGCUGCUGCUGCUUCAGAAGAAGCGGAAGCAGUCGAGGGCGAGGCCACUCCAGAAGGCGAGGAACCAGAAGCUGGACAAAAGGAACCCGCAAGUGCGGAAGUAGAAACACCCGCCGCCAGUUCAGAAGUCGCUGCAGCCGCUGAAGCCGACGAUGACGAUGACGAUGAGGAAGAAAUUACAGAUGCCUUCGAGCCAGAAGAUGAUGACGAAGAUGACGAUGACGAAGAAGACGAAGAUGACGACGACGAAGACGACGACAUUUCCGACACCUUCGCGAGAAAUAUAUCCGCCAAGCAUUCACGAGCGCUGACAGAUGAGCCAGCCAAGAAACAAGCACCAGUGCCUGCAGUGUAUAUAGUGAAAUACAAUAAAUUCGUUGACAACAUCCUUGAGAAAAUGAACGACAUACUAAGACGCUCCUACGAUCCAGUGAACGUCAAGCUCCAGCCAAUUGACGCCAGUAAAAAUAGUUCAAAGGACAAGAAGAAUAAAAACAAGAACAAAUCAAACAAAAAAAAGGGACCAACGAAAAAGAAGAACACAGCCCGCGGCGGCGUUACAGAGAAUAAAUCCGAGAUCGAGCGACUGGAAGAAAUCCAACAGAACAAGAUAGACGAAAUGGAAAACGGACAGAAACUAAACACGCUCAGUGAAAACCCAACAGAAAUGAGAGCUGUUAAAGAGAAAUCUGGAAAUGAAAGUGGAAAAGCGAAGCCAGCUACGACGAAGCCAAAACAGCCCACUAAGGCAACUAAGCCUAAACCGAAACCGCCGGCGAAAGCUCCGGUGAAGAAUACCAAGAAACCUUCUAAGAAUAAGGUGAAAAGCGGGGAAAAGAGCAAGCCGAGAGCUAAGGGCACUUUGUACGGCCUUUCUUCUUUGAGGAGAAGUGGCGACGUCGCUGUUAGUAUUAUGACUAACCACACAACCAUUAAAAGCAAUUUUGCAGUAGGCCCACUUAUCCUCCGAGUCGAAAAGGAAGUCGGCCGGGGCGCUAAAAAGGAACUCAAGUCAGCGACAGCUACAACCGCUGAGAUGAACGGUAAACUGACGCUAAGGGUCAACAAUCAAGGAGUUGCGACUUUACACUCCAUUAAAGUUUUACAGCCAAAACAAGUUCGCGUUGACAGCAACCACGAGAGAACCCGUGAGCUGGUUUGGCAAAGGAGUGCCCGAAUCGCUCACGUUGUCUCCGAAAAGUUAAGAUCUGCAUCUAAGCCUAUGUUUCUGCGCCAGAGUGUCGUUAGGCAAUAA
This is a messenger RNA of Leptosia nina, 1668 nucleotides long. NCBI's taxonomy places the organism in Eukaryota, Metazoa, Arthropoda, Insecta, Lepidoptera, Pieridae. The record is from the annotation of a GenBank genome assembly.